CAGCUGCAGCCUCCCAAGUGCAAUGACAGCUCAACUGGUACUGAUUUGGGAUUCUUCCUCCCACUAGAUUCUCCGCUUAUAAGGAAUACUCGCCAAACCUUCUAUCCCCGAGGUGCAUACUGGGUUUUGUAGUUCGAACCCCGCAGUUCUUUUGGUACCCCGUAUCCAUUUCAACUACAACUCCCUAAGCGCCUUGCGGCUUCAGCUUCUCUCCGCGUUCGGUAGAUUGGAAAUCUUUGGGAACAUCGAGCUUUCAUGUGCAUGACGGGUCGGGGCACUGAGAGGGACUAUAUUCGGCCUAUAACGCUGACGGUUUAUACGCGGAACUAAAGUUCCCUAACGUCAUCCAUUCAUUCCUAGAGACUAUAGAGAACAACGUGGCAUCUCUAUACGGUAGAAAAGAGACUUUGUGAUUGUGGGAGGAAGAAGACCCGGCAUUGGGGAUGGCGGGCGUGAGUGUGAUCCAGAUGUUCGGCAGGCGGGUGUCAUGGCGAGGGGGGUGUGAGUGGCACAGACAUUCUCGUAAUGGGCAGCGGAGGAUGGCAGUCUCGGGGCAGUCCCCGUAUUGCAGCGCGGUGGAGUCUCCUGCAGUUCAACAUGCCGGGAGGAGCCGCCGGAAGAUUCUCACUUUGCAGUCCAUGAACCCUCAAGUUCGGGCGGUAGAGUACGCGGUCCGCGGUCCCAUUGUACUGAAAGCCGGAGAGAUAGAGAAAGAGCUACAAAAUGGAGUCAAAAAACCAUUUGAUGAGGUGAUCAAGGCUAACAUCGGCGAUGCUCAUGCAAUGGGACAGCAACCAAUUACAUUUCUAAGACAGGUGGUAGCUCUGUGCACUUAUCCAGAUCUCUUGGAUAAUCCAAGUCUCCCCAAUGAUGCAAAGAGAAGAGCAAGACGUAUCUUGGAAUCCUGUGGUGGACAGAGUUUGGGUUCCUACAGUGCAAGCCAGGGAGUGAACUGUAUUCGAGAAGAUGUCGCCAAGUUCAUUGAGAAACGUGAUGGAGGUGUUCCUGCACACCCAGAUAAUAUUUAUCUAACCACUGGAGCAAGUGAUGGAAUAUCUAGCAUCCUGAAGAUCCUUGUGUCGGGUGAGGGGCAGUCAAGAACUGGAGUUAUGAUUCCAAUCCCACAAUACCCCCUGUACUCUGCUGCUCUCUCUGAACUGGAUGCCAUCCAGGUGAAUUACUAUCUUGAUGAAGAAAAUUGUUGGGCACUGGAUGUUCGUGAGCUACAAAGAGCUUACUACAGCGCCAGGGAAUACUGCAAUCCUAAAGUGCUUUGUAUCAUUAAUCCUGGAAACCCAACAGGUCAAGUGCAGAGUAAACAUUGUAUUGAAGAGGUGAUCCAUUUUGCCUUGGAGGAAGGGCUGUUUCUUCUUGCAGAUGAGGUCUAUCAGGAUAAUAUAUACUCCAAAAGUUGCCAGUUUCACUCUUUCAAGAAAGUUCUAUAUGAGAUGGGACCAGAAUAUUUCAACAAUGUGGAACUUGCCUCUUUCCACUCAACCUCAAAGGGAUAUAUGGGAGAGUGUGGCUACAGAGGAGGCUAUAUGGAGGUAGUGAACCUGCACCCAGAUAUUACAGCGCAGCUGGUGAAAUUGCUUUCUGUUCGCCUGUGUCCUCCUGUGUCAGGCCAGGCAGCUAUGGAUGUUGUAGUGAACCCACCACAUCCUGGAGAAGAAUCAUAUGAACAGUUCAUAAAAGAAAAAGAAGCUAUUUUGAGUAAUCUUGCAGAGAAGGCUAAACUGACUGAAGAAUUGUUUAACCAAGUGCCAGGCAUUAAGUGCAAUCCACUGCAGGGAGCCAUGUAUGCCUUUCCAAGAAUCUUCAUUCCAGAUAAAGCAAUUGAAAAGUCUAAGGAACACCAAAUGGCUCCUGACAUGUAUUACUGCAUGCGCCUAUUGGAAGAAACUGGCAUUUGUGUUGUCCCAGGCAGUGGAUUUGGCCAGAAAGAAGGAACACAUCAUUUUAGAAUGACCAUACUUCCUCCUGUAGAAAAACUGAAGAUUCUGUUGCAAAAGGUCAAAGACUUCCAUAUGCGCUUCCUUGAAGACUAUGCAUGAGGUGCUGCAGUGGAAUUGAUCUAACAAAUGUGAAUUAGACUGAAUACGUUGACAAUCUCUAAGCGUGGUGUGGCAACAAAACACAGGAAAGCAGGUUGUAGGCUUAAUAUUAGUACUGUACCAGCUGGUUAGUAAUAUCGGGAAUAUAAAAUGGUUCUGGUACAAACAAUUUGACAGAAUAAGAAAUAAACUUGGAAUUCUUGUACUAUAAACCAAAAACGCACUCUUUCAAUAGUGCUAAAACCGUUAAGGCCCAUAUUCGGUCUCAUUGAAGAGUAAUGUUGGUAAAAGCAUUCUUAAUUUUAGUAUUCCCGAAAUGCAACAUUUUUGUAUUCUUUAAAUGGAAAUGCUGAGCCAUUUCCAAGAGAAUGGGUUCAACUUUCACAUAAUUGUCACUCAUCAUUAGUGCUAACCUCAAGGGAUACUAGAAAAGUAUUCUGCAAAGUGGAAUCCAAUCUGAAAACCGAAUAGCUGGCUUUUUGUUAAUGAAGAAGAAGAUUUCAGUUCUUUGCCCUGCCAAUUUUCCGAGUGUAUUUUUUUUUUCUAUAUAACCUCUAAAUCGUCUCUGCAAUAGAAUCCUGCACCAUUUUGGUUAUUGGAUUUAUAUUCCAGAUGAUUUUAGAUCCAUUCUUGUUAGUUUUGUAGUUCAUUUUACUUCAUCAGCUGGGUAAUGAUAUUUUAGAGGAUUAUUUUAUAUGCAACCCUUUUAAUAACAUCACUUAACACCCCUUAAAUAAAAUUUGUCCUCCCACAAAACAGUACCUCUCUAUUUUAGUGCAAAAUGUCUUGUAAAGUAGGUUUGUAUUCUGUGCAGUUGGUGCCUUUAGCAAACUAGUGACCUUUGUUUUGCCAUCAAACUAGAAAAUGGUAAAACUAAAUGGCAUGGAAUCUUCCAAUAGCUAUACUGCAAGUUGGAGGAUUCAGUGGUGUAACUAUGGAGGGUGUACCCGGGUCUGUCCCCCGUUGUGCAAGCCAGAACAGGGGGGCACAAGUCACCCUGGGUUAAGGGCAGCGGGCACAAGUCUGGAGGUGGGGUUAAGGGGCUCACAGGGGAGCCUGGGUGCACAUCCUGCACCCGGGCUCUGCCACAUCUAAGUAGACCGCUGGGAGGAUUUGUAUUGGCUGUAAAUUAGGUGUUCUUUUAUGCUUAAUGCAUUGAGCUUAAAUGUUAGAUUUACUAACUUCCUAUGCCUUACAUAUUUAUAUUACUAACAAUUGUAGUUAUCCUUACUUGUCUUGCUUUGACUUUUUCUCCAUCAACAUUAAGGUGCACAUCUAUCAAGGGUCGAAUUACGAAUUCAUGCGAGUUUUUAAAACUCCCAUAAGCUCCCGUGAACUCAAAAUUAGAAAUUUAUUUAAAAAAUCUAAUUUUCGAAACUCUGGAGAAUAGGAUCAACCCGAAAACUAAACAAAUUUGAUUAGAGUUCUAAAAACUUGAUUGGAGUCUUUGACUAAAACAGCAUCGAAUUCGAUUUUUUUUUUUAAAAAAAAACUUGAAUCCAAUUUUAACAAUUCCCUAGUCGAAUUUGACAGUUUUGGUCAUAAAAAAAACUCGAAAAUUCGAAUACUAUCCUGUAUAUAAAAUCACACUUAAAGCUCUGUUCCCUGUUAUUACAUGGAUUUAGUGCUACAUUUUUAUCAUUGUGGAAUUAUUUGGACACCUAAGUGCAUUUAUAAUGUCUAUGGACCAUGGCUGGCCUAAUUGUGCCACUGCAGUGUGUGAUGUUGCAUCCUGCAAAGUGUUGUUGUCUCCAUGAAACUACUAUUCUGGUAAUGUUAGUAUAGUAAAUCUUUGUGAUUAAGCAUCAGGCAACUGGCAUGUUGUAGUGCUGCUCAACUGUGUGCCACAACCGAUCUUCAAAUAUGUAUUCUAGAAGUUAAAAUGGUAAACACUUUAUUUUUAUUAUUUGUUUUAAUGUUACAAUUCAUAACGAUAACUAAGGGGCAUAUUUACUAAAAUUCCAACUGUGGCAUCCUAAAGUAUUUUGAGAAGUCACAGUUUUAGCACAUAUACAAAACACACUGUCCCUGCCUGGGUAUUAUAUUAGUGAGUACCUUGUUCAUUCACCCAGGGAUCCCUUGUGGCUCAGUUGUGCACAUGUGCAGUAGAGUAAAAGUGGAACUUGGAUACCCACAAGGUUCAUACCCACUACCCAGGGCAACAACAUCUCCGGAAGAUGAAACACAAUGGAAUUGUUACACUUAUUAUGAACCCCAGGCCAGCACACCAGCCUGUGGUUUGAGGUUAGCAAUAUAAUCACUUGGGAAUGUCUAACAGAUCAGCAUCCCCUGCAGCCUUUUCCUUGUCCUUUAAAUGAGCAGUGCUAAAAUGUUAUGUACACACUAGUGAUUAUAUUUACUUACCUGACACCCCACGCCUGUGCUCCUUUUAUUUUUAUAUAUUAAUAAAAAAUAGUAUAUUAAUACCUCCUCAUUUGAACAAAUUAUAUGUUUACAAAGUAAGAAUACUUUUUUUUUUUUU
Molecule: messenger RNA, 4536 nt
Organism: Xenopus laevis (African clawed frog)
Lineage: Eukaryota; Metazoa; Chordata; Amphibia; Anura; Pipidae
Gene: gpt2.L
Product: glutamic-pyruvate transaminase (alanine aminotransferase) 2 L homeolog
Exons: 11
Coding region: 444-2054 (536 amino acids)
Biological process (GO): L-alanine catabolic process
Cellular component (GO): mitochondrial matrix
Molecular function (GO): transaminase activity; L-alanine:2-oxoglutarate transaminase activity; pyridoxal phosphate binding
Source: RefSeq, a predicted model, not a curated record